AUGCUUCUAAGACACUGUAUUCAGCGCUCCUCUUAUUGUGAGCCUCAUAUUAAGAAGGCGGAGAUAUAGUUUCUCUCAUUUAUUGAAGGCAUCCCUUCAUCGGGCAAGAAUAGAUACUACCGACCUCUCGCGACAAGGACGCCGACUCUCACAUUCCUGCUGGUAGCCACAUUAUUGCUCAUUGCACUGCUCGAAUAUUCUUGUCAUGUAAUUCCACAACACUCCGGGUUCGGAUCUGCAGCAGAAGAAUUUGUCAACACUACACGUGCCAAGUUGAAUGGGAGAGAUGCAGAUAUACAUCGAAAAAGGGCUGGAGAAACCAGUAUGUCGAGUGGGGAGAGCCUUUCCACUUCAACGGGCUAUGCGGCAUCUCCUUCUCCAACCACAAAUUCAGCUCCAAUGACUUUAUCUGAAAAGUCUACCACUGACACAGUUUCUUUGACCGGUACCGAGUCUUCAUAUUCGACUACUACGGACAAAACAAACGUACCGCUGGCAACUAAGAUUAGUGCUACGUAUCUGACUCCCGAUAAAUCUACUCCCAUAAAUUCGUUCGCUCCAGACAGUACAUAUUUGUCUCCAGGGACAGUCGGUGCAACUAAAAUUAGUGGAUCAUAUAUUAAUCCAGACUCUACCCACUCAUUCCCAACAAUGACAUUCAGCACAAGUGCACCUGGGAUGAUUAUUUCAAAUACUAAUCCAAAAACCCCCUCGCCAGUCGUGGUGCCUGUGACGAGUGAAUAUGUUUCUACCAUCUAUAUUCCAAAUCCUACCAUCGCAGAUAAGGGACCAUCACCUAGCAAUCAAGAUGCUGCAGAAAAUAAAGCUCCAUUUACCUCCAUGCAACAAGUUCCGGAUAGCACCACUAUCGAAGUAACUACACUUACAUCAACUUCUCGUGAUCCUGACGGAUCUUUAGUAGAAUUGAUCAUCACAUCGUCUCUGGUACGUAUAGUACCGUCAACAAUCAACGGGCCUCAGAAUGAUCCUACCCCCGCACCUACUGGGACAAAUUCAAAUGACUUGAGUAUGUUGAUAAUCGUAUCAACGUUCAAAAGUGUUUAUGAAAGUACCAUCUUUCCCACUAGCUCUAGUACUAUCGUCGAUAGACCAGUAGCAACGAGUGCUAAUUCAAGUGGAACUUUCGUGUACCAUAGCAACGGCGUAGUUACUGCACCAGAUCAGAUCACUUAUCGACAAUAUCUCACAGCAUCGUUUUUACCACUUUUCUUGACUAUCUUUUAUGCUAUUCCAUGGCGUAUUCUGGAAAAUACAGUCCGAUAUAUGGAGCCUUUCUAUCAACUGAGGCUUUCCUCGCAUUCCACAGAGUCUGAAGCUAUACACAUAGACUACGAGAGUCCAUCGAUAUUCAUUCUCCCCUUUAAAUCCUUGUCCCGGAAACACUUUAUGAUAUUCGUGACAAGUCUGAUCUCACUCAUUAUGCUUGCAAUCGCACCCCUCGCUUCUCAAGUCAUGAUAAUAGUCGAAAGUAAUUAUUGCGUAGGAACUGGCCUUGAAACCUGCAAUAGUUGGGGAAUAUACCCUAAUUUUGCACGGCUUCUUGAAGGACUUCUAGGUUCCAUUGCAAUAUUCACGCUUUUCUUGAUAGUUAUGGGACUGCGCCGAGAUAGUGGAGUAUACAGUGAGCCAUUGAGCUUAGUUGGGCUAGCAGUCAUACAUCGCAAGACUCCCCUUUCAUCCCAGGCAAUGGAAGAUAGCCAGAUAGGAUUAGAAGAAGAGAUCCGCAUCCCCUCUCUAAGAUAUACAUCUUUAAUGACAGCAGAAGGAGAGACGGCCACUGCGACCCAAGAAUCAGCUCUCUUGAGGUCUAAGAGACGAGAAGACUCGAAGAAGACAUCCCUAACAAAGGUGCUGGAAGGAAUCAAGGCUCGAAUACUCCAUAUUUGCAUGCUUUGUUUGUUGUGCGGCAUUCUUGGCGUGGUAGCUGCAUACUACCAAACAAGUGCGGAUACCGGAUUCAAUCGAUUCAUGAAUUCACAAGGCUUCGGAGUUCGAUUCUUUAUGACGGCUCUUGGAACGGGAACCAAUCUUCUGUGGUCGCGUGUUGACGAUGAUUUCCGUAAGAUGGAUCCUUAUUAUCAGCUCCUUCGUGGCAAUGCCAAGCCUCAGAAUUCCAUCUUAGCUCCCGUGCAUAUGAGUCCCUAUUCAGCGCUUAUUCCUUGCGUCGGACGGAAACAUUAUCUCGUCUCUUGGAUUUCAUUUUGUUCGAUUCUAUCAGAGUUCCUACCAAUAACUCUGGCAAAUAUACCGUACAGUAAUACGGGGACGUUUUUAGUGCUCCUAACAUGCUUUUACCUCGCAAUGGCUAUACUUUCGCUCAUGAUUAUUGGUGUUAUCUUACUCCUCCUUAGAUCUCGUCAUAAUGUCAAGAGUCUUCCCAGAAAGCCUUGUACAAUUGCAGCUAGACUGGAGUAUCUAGCUCCAACCGGCGAGGUGGACGAUUCGAACUUAUUGAGAAGUCUUGAUGGACUUGACUCACUCGAAAGGGAGGAGAGAGAUGCACGGGUCAUUUCAAGGGGUAAACUAUACAGUAUGGGUAUUGGCGAAGACGGGAAGUUGAGAAUCGAUGAAGAUGAGAGGAUCGUGAGUAAAUGGAGAAAGGAAAAUCGGGACGGUGAAGAUGUCUAAUGUUUGAAUGCCUUUGAUGAUUUCCAGAAACGCUCAUCUAGAUACAACAUACAUUGAGUUGUCGUUACACCAGUUACAGCAUAGAGUGGAGGAUAGAUUUAUGGCUAUCGUGGUCAUUGCAUGGUUUCUGGCAGAUAUUUGAUGCUGUGGUCCGUUGGUUAGGUGCGAGGUGGCGUAAUCAUCUACCCGAUACAUGACGGAAUUGAGACGAUUCUGUCGGAUGGGAGCAUACCUAGGUAUGCAUGGAUGAAUUUGAUAAGCGAUUAUAUGUCGAUUUUGAUAUGAAAAUAUAUAAUAAUAAUUUGUUGCUAGAGCUAAUUGCA
Botrytis cinerea B05.10 is the source of this 2972-nucleotide messenger RNA. RefSeq lists its product as hypothetical. Bases 325 to 2649 code for a protein of 774 amino acids. The record is from RefSeq and is a predicted model, not a curated record. NCBI's taxonomy places the organism in Eukaryota, Fungi, Ascomycota, Leotiomycetes, Helotiales, Sclerotiniaceae. The transcript is spliced from 6 exons.